Molecule: messenger RNA, 1023 nt
Organism: Fusarium falciforme
Lineage: Eukaryota; Fungi; Ascomycota; Sordariomycetes; Hypocreales; Nectriaceae
Product: NmrA domain-containing protein
Exons: 3
Coding region: 1-1023 (340 amino acids)
Source: RefSeq, a predicted model, not a curated record
AUGUCUGGUGAUAAGCUCAUCGUCGUUAUUGGCGCUACCGGAAACCAGGGUGGUUCCGUUGCCCGUCGGUUCCUAGACGCCGGCUUCCGGGUCCGGGGACUGACCCGCAACACGGCCUCGGCUUCGGCUGAGAAGCUUUCCGCGACCGGUGCCGAGGUUAUCGCCGCAGACCUCAACGACGUCACUACCCUCAAGGAGGCCUUUCGCGGAGCCAAUGUCAUUUUCAGUGUUACAAACUACUGGGAACCCUUCUUCCGACCUGAUUGUCGAGAGCAGGCCGAGAAGGAGGGCAUCUCUUGUCGAAAGUUUGCUUACAAUGUUGAGUAUCAGCACGGUAAGAACAUUGCCGAUGCUGCAGCUACUGUGGUCGACUCUCUCGAUAACAAUGGAUUCUUGGUUUCGACUCUGAGUCAGGCAGAGAAGUGUAGCGGUGGCAAGUUCAAGGACCUCUAUCACUUUGAUGGCAAGGCCGAUAUCUUCCCCGCGUACGUUGAGGCCAACUAUCCAGAGCUAGCUGCCAAGAUGUCUUGCAUUCACACAGGCUACUUUUUCACGAGUUUCAAUAUUCUUCCCAACUCGUAUUUUGGCAAGCAACCUGAUGGAAGUUUCGAGAUGGCCUUUACAACUGCCCCAGACAAGCCAGCUCCUCAUUUCGAUCCAGUCGGAGACAUGGGCAACUUCACCUACGCGGUGUAUCAGAUGCCGCCGGGCAAGGCCUACAUGGCCGAGGGCACAACCUGCACUUGGCCAGAAUGGAUCGAAACCUGGUCGCGCAUCACAGGCGCUAAAGUAAGCUAUCGCCAGGUUACGCCGGAGGAGAUGGUGUCUGCCACUCCCGACAGGGAGGCAGGAAUUGAGGUCGCCCUGAUGUUCAGCUAUACGUCUGAUCCGGGAUACGACGGUGCAAUGGAUCUAUUGACGGCCAAGGACCUUCAAAAGGCUGGCAUUGACUGUCCGAUGACUUCUUGGGAGGAAUGGGCCAAGAGACACGGCUGGUCAGCAAUCCUAAGCAAACAAGCUUGA